This is a messenger RNA of Paraphaeosphaeria sporulosa, 645 nucleotides long. RefSeq lists its product as uncharacterized. The record is from RefSeq and is a predicted model, not a curated record. The transcript has a single exon. Lineage: Eukaryota; Fungi; Ascomycota; Dothideomycetes; Pleosporales; Didymosphaeriaceae. The annotation marks the transcript as partial.
AUCACUCCGCCAACGAACCUCCAGCUCCAAUCGCCCUUGCUCCGUCUACCUGCGGAGAUCAAGAACACCAUCUACAGCUACUGCUUCGACGCCGUCGAGCCCAUCGUCGAUGCCAUCGUGGGAUGUCCGAGACCUGAGGAUGGAAUAGCUCCCAAGCUUGGAGUGGAUAUUCUCCAGACCUGUCGCCGCGUCUACUACGAGGCCGAUCGCCGCCCACUGUUCGCCCAGAACCGCUUCCGUUUCUCAACCGUCGACCGAGUUCGCUGCUUCUUCAGGUCAUUGGAUCAAUACGAGCUAUACCGAGACAGCGUCAAAGAUAUCGAGAUUGACGCUCGAAAUGUCCAUUCCGACCACCCAGGGAUCGCAAGAGAGUGGCUGCAUUACCUGGCAUGGGGGGAAGGAAACUGGGGAAAGAUCCUGGGUUCACUUCGUGUUGACGCGCCAGGGCUGAAGUGCCUGCGGCUGAACUUUGAGUCAUGGCCAAGGAUUCCGAUGUUCCGAGCUGAGCUCUGGAAUCUAUUGAGGAGCAUGCUAAUGCAAGUCGAGGGCCUAGAAAGAGUAGUCAUCAUUGGAGCUAGCAAAGGUCGUGGCAUGAUCGCACAUGCGCCCUGGUCACCCGUUCAUUUUGUUGGUGGUGACGAUGUU